This is a messenger RNA of Chinchilla lanigera (long-tailed chinchilla), 1443 nucleotides long. Its product is annotated as prolactin-like. NCBI's taxonomy places the organism in Eukaryota, Metazoa, Chordata, Mammalia, Rodentia, Chinchillidae. Gene Ontology annotation, molecular function: hormone activity; prolactin receptor binding. Gene Ontology annotation, biological process: response to nutrient levels; mammary gland development; positive regulation of cell population proliferation. The transcript has 6 exons. Gene Ontology annotation, cellular component: extracellular region. The record is from RefSeq and is a predicted model, not a curated record. The coding region runs from base 214 to 900 and encodes 228 amino acids.
CGCCUGCUCCUUUGGGACUCAGCCGUUUCAGAAGCGGAGAGAUCUUUCAACUCUCUGGUAGAACCACCAGAAGGAAUCUCACUUUCUGGCAUCUUCUGUAGGAUCAUCUCACCUGGAGUUUGCAAAACCCUGCUUCCAGUGAGUUACAGGUCUGCUUCACAGUGGUCUCCAUCAGGACUGCCAGGCCUUCUCCAGUCAAGUGUUCUUCCCAUCAUGAUCAACAACAUGCAUGGCAGAGGGAAAGGGUCCCUCCUACUGCUGUUCCUCAUGUCAAGCCAGCUCCUUUGGAAGAAUGAGGCUGUCCAGACUGACUGUCCCAAGGAUUCCACAUGCUGGGUGUUACGCAGACGCCUGAUUGAUAGGGCGAUCAUCCUCUCUAUGUUUAUGCCUCAGUUUUCUCAACAACUGUUGCAGACUUUUGAAAAAAAGUAUUCGCGAGGCCCAUUCUUCUUUUUGCCAGCCAGGAGCAAGUGCCACACACUUCCCAUUACCUUUCCAGCUGAGCAUGAGCAGGCUCUGAUGAUGCAGCCAAAAGAUACUGUCAAGAUGCUGAUCAGGUUGCUGCAGUCCUGGAAUGACCCCCUGUUCCACCUGCACCAUGAAGCACAUUCGCUACCAGAAUUCCGUGAUGCUCUCAGGAACAAAAUAAUCAUUAUAGCUGAAAAAGUCAAUCAACUUCAAGAAUACCUGAAGAAGUUAGCCAGUAAGAUUGAUCCUGAAAUCACAGCCAAUGUGGACCAUGCCAUCUCCUCAGAACUUCUUUUCCUACAAUCAACUAAAGAAGAAUAUCGCCUUUUUGCUUUUCAUAAACUGCUCCGCUGCCUGAACACAGAUUUACAUAAGAUUCACAAUUAUUUCAUGUCCCUGAAGUGUCAAGUCAUCUCUAAUGACAACUGCUAAGCUUAUAUACAUUCCCUCUCUUUCUGAAAUGGAUAUUAUGAGCCAUCCCUUGGGAAGGUUCUCUUACAUUCACUACUUUUUAAUGCAUGCUGGGGCUUCCUAUCUCUACUUUUAAAAUAACAUGUGACUCUUAUCUAUGUGAAACUCUUAAAUUUUCAAAAUCUUUUUUUCAUUUAAUGGAAAACCAAGUGAUUAUCUGUGGCAUCAUGGAGAAAUUCAUAUCAAAAUUUGUCACAGAUGACAGAAAGCUGUGCACUUCAAACAGCUAAAAAUUUACUUUGAAAUCCUAAUGAAUUAAUGUGGGUCAAGUUAUGAGAAUCUUAGAGUUAGAUUACUGUUAAUCAUUCUACUCAUGGUAUAUAAAAGAAUAAAUUCUCAGAACACUUUAUGAAAUCUAGCAUGUUCUCUGAGCCUACAUUCACAAUGUUUUGACAGACAGUACCAGUUCCAUUGUAACUACGAUGCUCCUACAUAGCAUGAGAUUUAGUGAAAUGUCUAAAAACUGUCAUGAUACAAGUAAUAUAUAGCUUUGGAUUUGUCUAA